UCUGUAUAUAUGGAUGUUUAAUAUCAAAUGCAUAUAUGCCUUUGCAAACACAGAUUCAGAAAUGCAACGCUGCUUGGAAAGAUAGAUUCCUGCAGUGCAGGGAUUCCAAAGAAGAAAAGUGAGAUGUGAGCCACCGCAACGGCUUAAAAUUAACCCUCUCGGUCUUGGCACAUGCAUGUUUGGUUUCUUGUUCGAUACACCUUUCCUUUUUGCAAGUGCCCGUUGGAUUUCAGAUUUAGAAAUUAGAAUCCCGCCAUUUGUUGGUUGUGAAGCUUCUGCGACUACUACUGAGAGACAAGACAGACAGACUACUUCCAAGUUCAAGAAGGUGUUGAUUUUUUUGGAUGACCGCACUUAUGCGACUCCAUGUGCUCGUGCUCUUGAUUACACAGGUGUUGAUUUCUUAAGAAGUGUUGAUUUCUUACUCUGCAUCUCACUAAUCAGUUCUACAGGUGCAGCUAGCUCGACUUCAGAGCUACGCUUAAGCGUAUAGUAGGACGUCCGGCUGAAUUUUCUUUGUAAUAUAUAUCUAUAUAUCUACAUAUGUAUAUGUAUAAACACACAUAAUUACGUAGUCUACUCCAAAUUAAGUACUAAGCGUGCAAUGAUGAUCGAUGCGAUGGGGCUUCUUCCCACGAGUAUUACUCUGGUGUUGCUUCUUGUCAUCACUCGGAUGUUCAGCAGCAGCUGGUUGCCAAAUACCAAAGCUCAAUCCACUACAAGUGCAACGGCCCUUGAUGCACUUCUCCAGGACUACGCUUACAGGGCAUUCGUCCGUGUUCGUCCUCUGAGGACGGGCAUUGCCUACGAUGGAACUGUAGUACUGCCAUCCAACUUAACAGGCAUUACGAUCUCAGCAAUGAGGCUCCGAAGCGGUAGCUUGAGAAGGAGAGGCGUUCCGGCAUACAAAGAAUUCCGUAUUCCUGUGGGAGUUGUCGUGGAGCCAUAUGUAGAGAGGCUACUUCUUGUCUACCAAAAUUUGGGGAGCAAUUGGUCCACGGCGUACUACCCUUUACCCGGUUACACAUACGUAGCUCCAUUGUUGGGUCUGCUCGCUUACGACGCAUCAAACCUAUCAGCCAAGGAUUUACCCGAAUUGGAUAUGAGGGCAUCGGAUCAACCCAUUUCAAUCAAAUUUUCAGACGUGAAAUUGGUGCCUGGUGGGUCCUCAGUGGUUCCGAAAUGUGUUUCGUUUGGCUGGCAUGGAUUGCCUAACUUCACCAAUGUUGUAUCUGGCAAUAUGUGUUCGACGUUCCAACAGGGACAUUUCUCUAUUGUGGUUGAGUCCAUUGCGCCCACUAGUCCGACUCCAAGUGGCCGUGGAGGAAAUAAUAAGAAUAAUGGUAACAAGCGCUGGAUAAUUGCCGGGUCAGUGCUAGGAGGAGGCUUAGGCUUGUUGGUUUUGAUGGGAUUCCUGCUGCUGAGGUGCUAUCGGAGGAAGAAAUUGCGAGAGAUGGAAGAUGCUGCAGAUGCAGGGGAAACUCUGCGCAUGACUCGUGUUGGAAACACGAAGGUCCCAUCUGCAAUGCUUACGCGGACACAGCCGACCACAGAGCCAGAGCCAGAGCCAGAGGGCGAAUAUGUCCACGAAUAACUAGUACGUACUCACGCACGCACGCGCCCUGUAUUCUCCAAUUCACAUUCACAUUCCAUAUUAUUCAUUCAUGCGUUUAAUAUACGCAUACAUUCAGCCAUUCCCACUGGUGUUUCCUUGUGAUGCUUGUUCAGCCGUUCCCACUGGUGUUUCCUUGUUACGUUUGUUCUUCCCCCCCCCCCCCCGCGCGCGCGCGCAGAAAUAUAUAGAAAAAUGUUACUUGUACAAAUAAUUAAAUUAUUAAAAAAAUGAUCGAAAACACUAAAUAACAAAAAUAUUCUCACUUAAUUUAUCGUCGUUG
This is a messenger RNA of Diospyros lotus (date-plum), 1895 nucleotides long. RefSeq lists its product as uncharacterized. Lineage: Eukaryota; Viridiplantae; Streptophyta; Magnoliopsida; Ericales; Ebenaceae. Gene Ontology annotation, cellular component: membrane. The transcript has a single exon. The record is from RefSeq and is a predicted model, not a curated record. The coding region runs from base 605 to 1594 and encodes 329 amino acids.